AUGGACGACUCCAACCUCUUCUUGCAGUGGGCGGUGAGCACGCUGCAGCACCAGAGCGCGGCGGCGAGCUCGGCGGCGUACGCGCAGCUGGAGCACGUCAUCACGGAGCGGAAGCGCCGGGAGAAGAUCAACCAGCGGUUCAUCGAGCUCUCCGCCGUCGUCCCAACACUCAAGAAGAUGGACAAGGCGACGAUCCUCUCCGACGCGGCGAGCUACAUCAGGGAGCUGCAAGGGAAGCUCAAGGCCAUGGAGCCAGAAGCUACAGGCCGCGCCGCCUACAAUGGCGGCGCCUGCAGGGUUGUCACCGAGCCGCUGUCGCUCGUCAACAAGAAGCCGUGCCUCGCCGUGCCGGCGGAGGACGACAUCUCCCCGGCGCCGGCGCCGGAGAUCGAGGUGCGGCGGUGCUCGCAGAAAAGGAACGUGAUUGUGAGGAUCCAUUGCAAGAACGUGAAGGGGAUGAUCGUGAGGGCGCUCGCCGAGGUCGAGGAGCUCCGCCUCAAAAUCAUCAACGCCAAUGCCAUGCCAUUUCCGGAUGGUACCAUGAUGAUCAUCACCAUCACUGCAAAGGUAGAGGAUGGCUUCACAGUAAAGGCAGAGGAGAUCGUAGGCAGGCUUAACUCAGCAUUACACAUACAAGACAUCAGCAAAUACUACUGAGGAAAACAUAGAUUAAAUUCAUAUAUUUCCUCCGAUUUUUCAUAUGCAAGUCGUGUUAGCCUUCCCAACUUUUUUUCCCGAAAUAUUUAAGUCGUUGAAC
This is a messenger RNA of Oryza brachyantha (malo sina), 757 nucleotides long. RefSeq names its product transcription factor bHLH25-like. Gene Ontology annotation, molecular function: protein dimerization activity. The coding region runs from base 1 to 657 and encodes 218 amino acids. Lineage: Eukaryota; Viridiplantae; Streptophyta; Magnoliopsida; Poales; Poaceae. The record is from RefSeq and is a predicted model, not a curated record. The transcript is spliced from 4 exons.